AUGGAACUCAAAACCAUCGCGAUCCUCGGCCCCGGAGGCCCCCUCGGCACCGCAAUCCUCAACGAAAUCCUCCAACACUCCCCUUCCCCUUUCAAAACCAUAACGCUCAUCACCCGCCCAACCUCCUCCUACACCCCUCCCCCACCCCCCUCCACCAGCACUACAACCCUCCUCCACAAACACGCCGACUACACUUCUCCCUCCUCCCUCCUCGCCGCCUUUUCAGGUCAAGACGCAAUCGUAAACUGCAUCACCGGCAGCGCAACUCAGUAUGCCCCGUACCGCCUUAUCAUCGAUGCUGCGCUGGCAGCGGGUGUGAAGUUGUUCUUUGCGAAUGAGUUUGUGGGGGAUGUGGGCAGUCCGCGGUAUACGCGGCUCCCGGAGAGAUUUGUAGGAGCGAAAGCGAGGAUACGGAGGGAGUUGGAGGAGAUGGGGAGGGAAGGGAGGAUGGGGUGGAUUGGGUUGAAUGGGGGGGCUUUUAUGGAUAUGUGGCUUACAAAAGGUCCCGCGGGCUUCUCCCUACCUACAUCUCACGCCCGUAUUUACGGCACGGGUAACGUCCCGCUAUACUGGACUCCCCUACCCGUUCUCGCCCGCGCAGCUGUACACAUGCUGCGCAACCCAGAGCCAGUUAUGAACCGCGCCAUUCAUAUCUGUCCGUUUGUAGCGCGACCUGGUGAGCCCUCGUGUCUUACACAGCAUGGGUUGCUGCGUGUGUUGGAAGAAGAGCUGGGCACGAAGUUUGAGGUGGAGGAGGUGGAUGUUGAGAGGAUUUUUCGGAACGCAAUGAUGGUUUUGGGGAGGUACGAGAGGGGUGAGCCUGGGGGAGAGGGGAUUGCGCAAGCGAUGAAGGGGUUGGCGGUUUGUAAUCAGUUUUACGAGGAGGAGGUGGGUGGAGAAAAGUCGUUUAGCGACUUAGUUGAGAAUGAGGUUAUGGGUGUUGAGAUGAUGGAUGUGAGGGAUGCGGUUAGGGAUGCGAUUAGUCGGUAUGGAAGGGACUGCGCUAUUGUUGACGGUAUGUUCAGAGUGGAAGCUUGUGAAGUUUAG
Bipolaris oryzae ATCC 44560 is the source of this 1047-nucleotide messenger RNA. RefSeq lists its product as uncharacterized. The record is from RefSeq and is a predicted model, not a curated record. The transcript has 3 exons. Lineage: Eukaryota; Fungi; Ascomycota; Dothideomycetes; Pleosporales; Pleosporaceae. Bases 1 to 1047 code for a protein of 348 amino acids.